AUGGCCAAGUCUCUUCCCUCCGGACUCUAUGCCCCCUUGCCUGCUUUCUUCAAUGAUGCGGACGAGUUAGACAUUGACUCCUACGUGAAGCAUGCUCUCUAUGUCACCAAGCCGGGAGUCAUUCCCGUUGUCUCUGCCACAAUCGGCGAGGCUGCGCAUUUGGAUCGCCAGGAGCGUAUUGAGCUGAUCCGGGCUUUGCGUUCUGCACUUGACGAAAACAACCUUCACGAAACACCAAUUGUAGCUGGUGUAGGAGCGACGAGUACUCGGGAGACGAUUCACUUCUCUCAAGACGCUGCAGCCGCUGGCGCCGACUUUGUGCUCGUGAUCGCACCAAGCUAUUUUGCCGCUGCAUUGAAAGCGAACCCAUCCGCCAUCAAGACCUUCUUCACUGAUGUGGCCUCAAAGUCGCCGGUGCCAGUAGUCAUAUACAACUACCCACCGGUCGCGGGCGGCAUUGAUCUUACAAGCGACGACAUUGUGGACAUUGCGACGACAGCCCCAAAUGUGCGCGGCGUUAUGUUGUCCUGCGGUAAUGUCGGGAAGGUAUCAAGGGUCACAAGCCUCCUGGACGAUUCCUUCAGGACACUGGCCGGAUUCAUCGACUUCCUGCUGCCAUCUGUCGCAGUUGGGUCCUCCGGAGCCAUCAGCCCCAUACCAAACGUCCUUCCCGCCUUCGCCAUGGAAUUGUGGCGUAGCACACAAAAUCUCAACACCCCUCAGGACUGGGCUCGGGCUCGACGGCUCCAAGAGCAGGCCUCUUCGGCCGAAGCCGAAUUAUUAACUGGCGGUGUGGCCGGCGUGAAGUACCUGCUGAACCAGCAAUUUGGAUACCCUUCGGCACCCAGACUUCCCCUACAGCCUUUAAGCGAGGACGCAGCAAGGCGACUGCUCCAGAAAAAGCACUUGAAGCAGUUGCGGGAGACUUGA
This is a messenger RNA of Purpureocillium takamizusanense, 930 nucleotides long. Its product is annotated as 4-hydroxy-2-oxoglutarate aldolase. Gene Ontology annotation, molecular function: 4-hydroxy-tetrahydrodipicolinate synthase activity. Lineage: Eukaryota; Fungi; Ascomycota; Sordariomycetes; Hypocreales; Ophiocordycipitaceae. The coding region runs from base 1 to 930 and encodes 309 amino acids. The transcript has 8 exons. The record is from RefSeq and is a predicted model, not a curated record.